This is a messenger RNA of Tetrahymena thermophila SB210, 1803 nucleotides long. RefSeq names its product tetratricopeptide repeat protein. Gene Ontology annotation, cellular component: perinuclear region of cytoplasm; nucleus; cytosol. Gene Ontology annotation, biological process: activation of GTPase activity; nucleocytoplasmic transport. Lineage: Eukaryota; Ciliophora; Oligohymenophorea; Hymenostomatida; Tetrahymenidae. The transcript has 21 exons. Gene Ontology annotation, molecular function: GTPase activator activity; small GTPase binding. The record is from RefSeq and is a predicted model, not a curated record.
AUGUCGUAAUAGAAUAACAUUUUUUAUAAUUUAGAAGAUUUUGUCAAGUCUGACUUGUAGGCACACACUCAUCUUGACUUAUAAUUCUUGAAUUUUGAAGUUGAAGAAAGAUUUCUAAUUUAAUUGAAUUCUUCUUUAAAAAAUUGCUCAUAAAUUUAAAGUUUAAAAUUAAAUCUAGAAUAUGAAGAUAUUACUGAUAAUAACUUAGAGUAAAUUUUAAAUGACUUGCCUGAAUACAAAGAAUUAACUAGCCUUUCUUUAAAUUUGAAUGAAAAUCCAUCUCUUAAAUAAUAAGGAGCAAAAACUGUUAAGUAGUUUUUAAAAAAGUGCUUAAAUGUUACAGAACUCAAGCUUUUACUAUCCAGCUGCAAACUUUAGAACGAGGGAAUAUUAGAAAUAACAGAAGCUAUUAUGGAAAUGAAAAAUAUUGAAAAAUUAGAACUUGAUUUUGCAUACAGUAAUAUUGAUGAUAAUACUGCUAUUGCGCUUAGUAAUACUAUUAAAAUUCAUAAAAACCUAUCUAGCCUAAUACUCGAAUUGAGUGGAAAUCAUCUUAAAUAUGAAGGAGCGUUUGCAUUAAGCUAGAUAAUUUCUAAUUGUACUAACCUAACAAAAUUGUAAAUUUCUUUAGGUGGUAACUAAAUUUGUGAUGAUGGAGCCUCUAUUUUAGCACAAGAACUUAGUAAUCUCACUGAAAUAACAUCCCUUGAAUUCUAUUUAUGGUAAAACCCAAUUUCUGACAAAGGUGUAUGUUCUAUUGCUGAAGGGAUAGGAAAAUGCAAAAAACUCAUAAAUUUAUCGCUAAGUUUACAAAAAAACAAAAUAAGUGAUAUAGGAGCCUCUAGUAUAGGAUAAAUAUUGAACUAAUUUACAGAAUUAACAGUUUUGUAUUUGUACUUAUGGGAGUGCUAAAUUGGUAAUUAAGGAGCUGUUUCAAUAGGAGAAGGAUUAAAGAGUUGCAAAAAUUUAACAUUAUUAGAACUCAGCUUAUCUAAAAAUUAAAUUGGGGAUAUAGGUGCUAUUAGUAUUGGAGAAGGAUUGAGCAGUUGUACAUAAGUUACCAAUUUACUUUUGUAUUUAUGGGAUAACAAAAUCAGUGAUGAAGGAGUGUAAGCUGUUGCGAUGGGAUUAAGCAAUCUUAAAAACCUAAACGAUUUAUAAUUUGAGUUAGAGAAAAAUGAAAUAAGCGAUUUAGGAGCAUUAAGUAUAGGAAAAGGAUUUAGUAAAUGCACAUAGCUUUAAAAAUUGCAGUUUUAUAUUUGGACAAAUAAAAUCGGAGAUGAAGGAGCUUGUGCACUUGCUGAAGGAAUAAGCGAAUGUUAAAAUCUCAUUAAUUUAGAUAUUAGCUUUGUUAAAAACUAAAUAGGUAAUAAAGGAGCAUCAUGUUUGAUUGAAAAGUUAAGUUAAUGUACACAACUAACAAACUUAACAAUAUAUUUAGAGGAGAAUUUAAUUGAAGAUCAAGGAGCGCUUGGAAUUAGCAAAUAGUUAGAAAAUUUCAAAAAUCUUAAAGAGCUUGAGCUUAACUUAAGGGACAAUUAAAUUUCUGAAUAAGGAUAUUUAAGUUUAGGAAAAUCCCUAAGUAAAAUAGCUAAACUUAUUACUCUGGUAUUGCUUUUUAGCAAAGAUGAAAAAUAUCUGAAAUCUUCUGAAAUAGUCAAUUGUAAGAAUAUUAAGAUUUUAGAUUUAGAUCUCAGCUGGCUAAUUUAGGAAGAUAAAAUAUAUCACAAAAGAAAGGCUUUAAAAAUUAAGCGAUUGGUCAAGCUAAAAAUUAAAGGUUUUAUUGAUUUCGGUGAUGUUUGA